AUGAGCCCUCCAUACAAAGUUGCGGAUAUCAGUCUUGCUGAUUGGGGCCGUCGAGAGAUUGAGAUUGCCGAAAAUGAGAUGCCAGGACUUAUGAAACUGCGUACCAAGUAUGGCCCUACUCAGCCCCUCAAAGGAGCUAGAAUUGCCGGUUGCUUGCACAUGACUCUUCAAACUGCCGUUUUGAUUGAAACCUUGAUCCAUCUUGGUGCCAAGGUCCGUUGGUCAUCAUGCAAUAUCUUCAGUACACAGGAUCAUGCUGCGGCAGCUAUUGCCAAAACUGGUGUUCCCGUUUUCGCCUGGAAGGGUGAAACUGAAGAGGAAUACGUCUGGUGUAUGGAACAAACUCUUCAGUUUGAGGAUGGUCCCCUGAACAUGAUUUUGGAUGAUGGAGGUGAUCUGACAAACCUCGUUCACGACAAAUAUCCUCAUCUCCUUGCCAAUAUUAAAGGUGUUACUGAAGAAACAACAACAGGAGUUCACGCUCUCUACAGACGUCUUAAGGAUGGUAAACUUAUGUGUGCAGCUAUGAACGUCAAUGACUCCGUCACUAAGAGCAAAUUCGACAAUCUUUAUGGUUGUAGGGAGUCAUUAGUUGACGGUAUCAAGCGAGCAACUAAUGUUAUGCUUGCUGGGAAAACUGCUUUUGUUGCCGGAUAUGGAGAUGUAGGAAAGGGAUGUUGUCAGUCACUUCGCUCCUAUGGUUGCCGAGUCCUUGUCAGCGAGAUUGACCCUAUCAAUGCUCUGCAAGCUGCUAUGGAGGGUUAUGAAGUGACCACAAUCGAGGAGGCUGUUAAGGAGGCACAUAUUUUUGUCACAGCAACUGGUUGUCGUGAUAUUAUUGUGGGCAAACAUUUUGAGCAAAUGCGCGAAGAUGCCAUUGUUUGCAACAUUGGCCAUUUUGAUAUCGAAAUUGACGUUGCCUGGUUGAACCAUCACUGUGCUGAAAAGGUGGAAAUCAAACCACAAGUUGAUCGAUAUCUUAUGAAGAAUGGUCGCCAUAUUAUAUGUCUUGCUGAGGGUCGUUUGGUCAAUUUGGGUUGUGCUCACGGUCACCCAAGCUUUGUCAUGUCAAACUCCUUUGUAAAUCAGGUUCUUGCUCAGAUUGAGCUUUAUUCUAAACCUGGACAGUAUUCAAUUGGUGUAUACAUGUUGCCCAAGAAGUUGGACGAGGAAGUUGCAGAGGCUCAUUUGGAGCAACUCGGUGCCAAACUGACAAAACUGACUAAAGAACAGGCCGAAUAUUUGGGACUUCCUCGCAAUGGACCUUUUAAGGCUGAUUAUUAUCGCUACUAA
Messenger RNA from Rodentolepis nana, 1293 nucleotides. Lineage: Eukaryota; Metazoa; Platyhelminthes; Cestoda; Cyclophyllidea; Hymenolepididae. The record is from the annotation of a GenBank genome assembly.